Molecule: messenger RNA, 486 nt
Organism: Tripterygium wilfordii
Lineage: Eukaryota; Viridiplantae; Streptophyta; Magnoliopsida; Celastrales; Celastraceae
Product: pseudo histidine-containing phosphotransfer protein 6-like
Exons: 5
Coding region: 16-486 (156 amino acids)
Biological process (GO): phosphorylation; cytokinin-activated signaling pathway; phosphorelay signal transduction system
Cellular component (GO): nucleus; cytoplasm
Molecular function (GO): protein histidine kinase binding; histidine phosphotransfer kinase activity
Source: RefSeq, a predicted model, not a curated record
GGUCUACCUCUGUGGAUGCUUGUUUUGGGUGCGGAUCGGUUGCGCGCCGACAUGAGUCGUUUGCUUGCAUUACUAUUCCACCAGGGAGUAUUAGAUGAGCAGUUCUUACAGCUGCAGCAACUUCAAGAUGAGAGCUCUCCAAACUUUGUCUCCGAGGUCGUCAACAUUUACUUCCACGAGUCAGAGAAACUCUUGAGGAAUCUCAGGGCAUUAUUGAUGGAGAGAGAAUUGUCGGACUACAAGAAAAUGGGAAUCCAUUUGAAUCAGUUUAUGGGAAGCAGCUCGAGCAUAGGUGCCAAUAGAGUCAGAAAUGUGUGCGUCGCCUUUCGAGCCGCUUCUGACCAGAACAACCGUGCUGGAUGCUUGAGAGCGUUGGAGCUACUAGAGCAUGAGUACUGCUAUCUCAAGAACAAACUGCAUGAGCUAUUCCAGAUAGAGCAGCAGAGAGUACUGGCAGCUGGAGCAAGGUAUCCAAUGCAAAACUAA